GGGGCGUGGGGACGAAGCCCUAUCUAGGCAGCUGGACACCAGGAGCCGAGGGCACCGCAACUGGCCACACCGUGCCCCCCUCUGCCGCAGCCAGGAUGGUCCUGAGGGCGGCUCAGACAGGCCUUGUGGUCCUGGUGCUGCUCCAGAGCUGUUCUGCAUACAAACUGGUCUGCUACUAUACCAGCUGGUCCCAGUACCGGGAGGGUGAGGGGAGCUGCCUCCCAGAUGCCAUCGACCCCUUCCUCUGCACCCACAUCAUCUACAGCUUUGCCAACAUAAGCAACGAUGAGAUUGACACCUGGGAGUGGAACGAUGUCACACUCUACGAUACGCUCAACACGCUCAAGAACAGGAACCCCAACCUGAAGACCCUUCUGUCCGUGGGAGGAUGGAGCUUUGGGUCUCAAAGAUUUUCCAAAAUAGCCUCCAAGACCCAGAGUCGUAGGACUUUCAUCAAGUCGGUGCCGCCAUUUCUGCGAACCCAUGGCUUUGAUGGGCUGGACCUGGCCUGGAUCCACCCUGGGAGGAGAGACAAGCGCUACUUCACCACCCUGGUCAAGGAAAUGAAGGCUGAGUUUGCAAGGGAAGCCCAGACGGGAACAGAGCAGCUCCUGCUAAGCGCGGCCGUGUCUGCAGGGAAGGUAGCCAUCGACAAUGGCUAUGAUAUCGCCCAGAUAUCCCAACACCUGGACUUCAUCAACGUUAUGAGCUAUGACUUUCACGGAGCCUGGCGUCAGACCACAGGGCAUCACAGCCCCCUGUUCCGAGGCCAGGAGGACGCAAGCGCUGACAGAUUCAACAAUGCCGACUACGCCGUGGGCUACAUGCUGAGACUGAGGGCCCCAGCCAAUAAGCUGGUGAUGGGCAUCCCCACCUUUGGGAGGACUUUCACUCUGGCCUCCUCCAAGACGGGUGUGGGUGCCCCCAUCUCCGGGCCCGGAUUACCAGGCCGGUUCACCAAGGAGGAGGGGAUCCUGGCCUACUAUGAGAUCUGUGACUUCCUCAACGGAGCCACGGUCCAGAGACUCUCCGGCCAGAAGGUCCCCUAUGCCACCAAGGGCAACCAGUGGGUGGGGUACGAUGACCAGGAGAGCGUCAAAAACAAGGUGCAGUACCUGAGGAGCAGGCAGCUGGCUGGUGCCAUGGUGUGGGCUGUGGAUCUGGAUGACUUCCGGGGAAGCUUCUGUGGCAAGGGUCUGCACUUCCCUCUCACCACUGCCAUCAGGGAUGCACUUGCUGCGGCUUAGCCCUUGCCCUGCACAUGCUGGGCAGGGGGGCCCCUCCCCCUUACUCCAGCUGGCCAGGAGCCUGCUCGCCCACCCUGCUGAGUCCCCAACUAAGCCUCAGUCUCCCUCCCUUGAACCCCAUGCAGAGGGCCACCGUAGAGCCAUCUGGGCUCAGCUUUAGUGGACAAGCAGGUAGAGGCAGGGCCGUGGGCAGGUAAGGCCUGGGGGCCACACGUGGGGCAGCACACACCUGCUGACUUAUGAAAAUGCUCAACGACCCCAGCCCCAUACAAGGGGAUUUCUUCAACUCCCUUACCCCCAGGCCUCCUCACCAAAGGACCCCAUUUUGGCCCACUCUCCAACUGAGGAGCCAAACAUCACUCUCAGAGCAGCGGCCACACUGAUUACACCCUCUGUGAAGCCCAACUUGAACCCUGCACCCAGGAAUGUUACCACGUCUCCCCUCCUACUUCCCUUUCCCAAUUGCCCAGCAGCUGCUCAAUAAAGCACCAGAGGUUAGCAGUA
Hyaena hyaena (striped hyena) is the source of this 1751-nucleotide messenger RNA. RefSeq names its product chitinase 3 like 1 (gene CHI3L1). The transcript has 10 exons. Lineage: Eukaryota; Metazoa; Chordata; Mammalia; Carnivora; Hyaenidae. Gene Ontology annotation, molecular function: chitin binding. Bases 96 to 1247 code for a protein of 383 amino acids. Gene Ontology annotation, biological process: chitin catabolic process; carbohydrate metabolic process. The record is from RefSeq and is a predicted model, not a curated record. Gene Ontology annotation, cellular component: extracellular region.